Messenger RNA from Cyprinodon variegatus (sheepshead minnow), 3296 nucleotides. It is a transcript of the gene slc6a20, whose product is annotated as solute carrier family 6 (proline IMINO transporter), member 20. Gene Ontology annotation, biological process: sodium ion transmembrane transport. NCBI's taxonomy places the organism in Eukaryota, Metazoa, Chordata, Actinopteri, Cyprinodontiformes, Cyprinodontidae. The record is from RefSeq and is a predicted model, not a curated record. Gene Ontology annotation, molecular function: L-proline transmembrane transporter activity. Bases 66 to 1727 code for a protein of 553 amino acids. The transcript has 10 exons. Gene Ontology annotation, cellular component: plasma membrane.
CCGGCGCUGCUGGAGUUUGGCUGCGCGUGAACCUCUCCGUCUCCUUCUUCUCUCAGAUCGCAGACAUGGCGAAAGAUGCUCGGGACAGCUGGGGGAGCCCCAUGGAGUUUGUUCUGGCCUGUGUUUCCUAUGCCGUCGGACUGGGAAACGUGUGGAGGUUUCCUUACCUCUGUCAAAUGCACGGUGGAGGGGGAUUCUUGAUACCAUAUCUCAUCAUGCUGGUCCUGGAGGGCGUGCCUUUGUUCUACCUGGAGCUCGCCAUUGGUCAGAAGAUGCGUUUAGGCAGCAUCGGGGCGUGGACUGCUAUAAGCCCAUAUUUAGGAGGAGUUGGCCUUGCCAGCGUUGUGACAUCUUUGUACUUGUGUCUCUAUUACAACAUUAUCAAUGCUUGGAGUUUCUGGUACCUCUUUCACUCAUUUCAAUCAGUCUUGCCCUGGGCAGUCUGCCCUGCCAAUUCCAACCUGACCGGACCUUUAGAAGAGUGUGAAAAAGCAACACCCACUCAGUAUUUCUUCUACAGAGAGACCCUUAACAUCUCGCCCUCUAUUGAGGAGAAUGGAGGCCUUCAUAUGGGCCAGGCACUCUGCUUCCUGCUUGCAUGGGUGAUAACUUAUCUAUUCAUCGUCCGGGGCAUAAAGUCGACUGGAAAGGUUGUCUACUUCACUGCAACAUUUCCAUACGUUGUCAUGUUGAUCUACUUGAUCCGAGGGAUGACUCUUCAUGGAGCUUUGAAUGGUGUCAAAUACAUGUUCACACCUAAGAUGGAAGAACUUGCCAAUCCUACCACUUGGAUCAAUGCAGCCACUCAGAUCUUUUUCUCCCUGGGUUUGGGCUUUGGGUCGCUCAUUGCCUUUGCCAGCUACAACCAGUACCACAACAACUUUGAGCGUCAAGCCAUCAUUGUCUCUUUUAUCAACAGUGGAACCUCCAUCUUCUCCGCUAUUGUCACAUUUUCCAUAUAUGGGUUCAAGGCCACUGUCAACUAUGAGACCUGCUUGGAGAGGUACAUAUCAUUUGGUGCUGCGAUGGCUGUAGAGGGGGCAGGUCUAGCCUUCAUAGUCUACAGUGAGGCCAUAAAGAACAUGCCAUUGUCCCAGCUGUGGUCCGUGCUGUACUUUGUCAUGCUUCUGCUGUUGGGAAUGGGCAGCAUGCUGGGAAACAUCACAGCCAUUAUCACCCCGCUGCGAGACUUCAAGGUUGUGGCCCGCAUAAGCGAUGAGGUCUUUAACGGUGGGGUGUGUUUGCUGUGCCUUCUCCUUGGCCUGGGCUUCACAACAACAUCAGGAAACUAUUGGUUUACCAUGUUCAAUGACUAUGGAGCCACUUUCUCCCUGUUGUUUGUCGUCCUCAUUGAGGUCAUAGCGGUCAGCUAUAUUUAUGGAAUCAGAAGGUUUGAAAAAGAUAUAGAAGACAUGCUUGGUCAUCGUCCUAACUGGUACUGGAAGAUCAUGUGGGCAGGAGUCAGCCCCCUUCUUCUCAUCUGCCUAUUCGUGUUCUAUGUUGUGAACUACAUCCAAGGUGGAACGCCUACCUACCAAGCAUGGAACAAAGACCUGGGGAAAUCUGAGCAGACGGAGUAUCCAGUCUUUGGUCAGGCUUUCAUCGGACUGCUCCUGGUAUCGUCAGUGAGCUGUAUUCCUCUCACAGCUUUGUACGUCUUUUGCCAAAGGAAAAAACAUGCGCAGCAACAUAAGCAACAGCUCACUGUGAAUACAGUUGCUGCUUAGAGACUGAGCGGGACAGGGAUGAACUUCUUACCACAACCGUUCUGACUGAAAAAACGAGACUGUGGAUUGUAUAAAGAAAAGAUUGCAAGCAAUAAGCACCCGUUUAUGUUUUGUAUUAUAUUAUCUGUGCUAGUUCAAUUUGACGUGAGCCAAAGCUUUUCAAGAUUUGUCAUGAAGGUAAAGGUGUUUUCUGAAUAACGUGGGCUUGCUGGAGAAAUCCAGAUGCAGGCAUGAGAUCUUUCUUUAUUUAUCAGAUAUAUUUUUCACUGAAUCAACUGUUGCUUUGAGCCAAUCAACAACCAGUACUGUAGUCUGAGUCUAACGUUUUCUGUACAGAGCAAGAAGGACUCCUUAAACCCUUUUAACUAGUUUACACAUCUAAACUGAGGAACCUAAUGUAGGUUUUGUCAUUGGUGUAAAUAAAGUGUAGUUUGUCUGAUUGUCAGACGUUUUUAACAAAUAUAGCUGUAUUCAGUAUUUUAUAUGAAUUUGGUUCCCUAUUUGUGUGAUAAUGAAAUGAAUGUAUCUUUGUUCCCAAAACAAGGAGCUAUUGAAUGUAGGCUUUUAGAUUUUAUUUUCAUAUCUAAUUUUUUUUUUAUAAAUAUAUUUUAUACUUUUUUUAGGGCUGCACUGUCGCCUCACAGCAUGAUGUGAACCAGUUCAAAUUAUAGCUGAGGUAUUUUUGUAUAAAGCACAUUUUCCUACAUGAGUGCAUUGAUCUCCUGGCUCAUAGAGUUGGAUCUCACAUUAAUUAGUCUUGUUUGUUUUAAUGUGAUAGGGUUUUUUAUUCAACUGUGUCGUCACGGUGAUCAAGUGUUAAACAAGUAGCCUACCUUGUGGUUGUUACCUCCUGAAAUACACAGUCGCCUCCAACGACUCUAACGCCAGCGGCUGUUUUAAAGAUGGUUGAAACUAAAUAACCAUCCAUUUAAUUCUAAUCAAACAAAAAAACAUAAUUUUGCUCUUCGUAUGUGUUCUUCAUAUUAGCUUUAUUUGUUUAUUAUUAUUAUUUCAGCAGUUGGGCCUUUUAUGUUAAACAAAUAUACAAUAGGAUUGUUUUCUGGAAAAUUUACACAAGAGCGGCUGAAUUAAAAUCACAGUGAGAAAAUAUGUUGGAGAAAGAAUUAAAUGUUUAGACUGAAUAUUGCAGUAAUAUGAUAAACUGUGUAAAAACUUUCAAAAGCAGGUUUAUAUAUUUGUUGUUUAAAGAAUGUGUCAGAAAUUGCUGUUCUUUAUGAAUCAGUUUUCUUAUAGUAAUUGUACAUGUGCCAUUUUUAGUAAAGAAAAUCCAUUACAUUACAUUUCACGGAUUUUGUGUCCGAUUAUCAAAACUAAAUUGUUUGUCUUCGACACUCCCAGCUACUGGUAUUCAAAAUAUGAAUCAGUUGCUCUUUGAUUGCUUGUAAAGAAAUGCAUUUUGCUUUUUUUUUUAAUUCAAUCUGCGAAAUAAGAAGUCAGUAUUCAUCACAGACAAUCAGCAGCUAUUGAGAAUGAUUUCCUGUUAAAUGUUCUAAACAUUUUACACUACCUUGUUAUUGUUCGUUUUUCUUUUUUCUUUUUUUUUUUGAA